AUGUCAAUUAAUUUUAUGAUGAUGAAAAAGAAGCAUUUUACUUUACUUUUAAUUAUUGUGUUGGUUUUGUUUAUUUCGAUUAGAUGCGCUUCGGCUCAAUCAACCGCUAAUAAUCCUCCAUUUAGUGUAUUUAAUAGUUUAACUAGUGCUAUAUCUAUACCUUUUCCACCUCCACCUGAUACAACUUCAACUGAUACAACUUCAACUGAUACAACUUCAACUGGUACAACUUCAACUGAUACAACUUCAACUGAUACAAAUAGUAGUUCGCUUCCAACUGAAAUAACUAGUAGUCCAACUCCACCUGAUACAACUCCAACUGAUACAACUAGUGGUUCAAUUCCAACUGGCACAACUAGUAGUCCAACUGAAACAGCUAGUAGUUCAACUAUAACUCCAUCUGUUGCACCUAGUAUUCAAACCAUACCAACCACCGCAUCAACUGUUCCUGCUUCUUCUUCUUCUAAAUCCGCCGGUAAUUCGCUUAAUAAUUCAAAUAUGUGGAAAGAUAAAUUAAAUCGUAUGAUUAUUUGUUUGUGGAUGAUUUGCGUUGCUUUUGUUUACGGAUUUUGA
Molecule: messenger RNA, 573 nt
Organism: Diversispora eburnea
Lineage: Eukaryota; Fungi; Glomeromycota; Glomeromycetes; Diversisporales; Diversisporaceae
Source: the annotation of a GenBank genome assembly